Molecule: messenger RNA, 1782 nt
Organism: Syzygium oleosum
Lineage: Eukaryota; Viridiplantae; Streptophyta; Magnoliopsida; Myrtales; Myrtaceae
Product: WAT1-related protein At5g40240-like
Exons: 7
Coding region: 78-1166 (362 amino acids)
Cellular component (GO): plasma membrane
Molecular function (GO): transmembrane transporter activity
Source: RefSeq, a predicted model, not a curated record
GUAGGAAAGCCUCGGUGGAGUCCUCCAAUUGUUAACCCACGAAACUGAGAGAGGGAGAGAGAGAGAGAGAGAGAGAGAUGGAGGGGAGAGCGAGCAGGGUUUCCCUGCCGUUCGUGGGGAUGAUAAUGGUGGUUCUGGUUCAAGCGAGCAGCAUGGUGGUGACGAAAAUGGCCAUGUCCGAUGGGCUCAACAAGUACACCCUGGCCUUUUACUGUAACGCCCUCUCCUCUCUCGUCCUCCUUCCUUGUCCCUUCAUCAUAUCUCGCAGGUCAGGGUCGUGUCCUCCUCUCACUUUCUCUGUGCUUCGCAAGAUCUUCUUGCUCGCUCUGGUUGGAUUCGCAUCGCAGAUAUGCGGGUAUGCCGGCAUCGAUUACAGCUCCCCUGUGCUGGGCACGGCCAUGAUGAACCUCAUCCCAGCUUUCACUUUCAUACUCGCCAUCAUUUCAAGGAUGGAGAAAGUGAAUUGGAAAAGCACAAGCAGCCAAGCUAAGCUUCUGGGAACCAUUGCAUCAAUUCUUGGUGCGUUGUUAAUCACUCUCUACAAGGGUCCGACGAUGCUCCGUUCACCUUCGCCUCCUUCUUUUGUCCAUCCUCAUCGCCUUCUCUUGCUUCUCUCCCAACAAUUGAACUGGGUUCUUGGUGGGUUGCUCCUUGCGGCGGAAGCUUUCUUGUUGUCAUUGUGGUACAUUGUACAGGCAUUUAUCCUCAAAGAUUACCCUGUGGUGAUGAACAUAAUGUUCUAUCUAAUGUUCUUUGCGACUAUCUUUUCCGGGCUAUUGUCCUUCAUUAUGGUGAGAGAACCGCAGUCGUGGAUUCUAAAAGUCAAUAUGGGUUUGAUCGCUAUUUUAUACUCGUCUCUGGUUGCUGGUGUCUUUAGAGUCACAUUGUGUACAUGGUGCCUGAAGAAAACUGGACCUGUCUUUGUUUCCAUAUUCAAGCCCUUGGGAAUUGUAUUUGCUGUGGGAUUGGGGUUCAUAUUUCUAGGGGAAAAGCUACACCUUGGAAGCUUGAUUGGAGCAAUGGUGAUUGCGAUGGGAUUCUAUGCGGUAAUGUGGGGAAAGUCUAAAGAGGAAGAGAAGACAAUCGAGGGCAGUGGGGUUGAUGGGAGCUUGGCAUCGUCCAGCCAUAAGAUUCCUUUGCUCCAAAACAAAGCUUCUAGUGUAUAGAUAUUCUUGGCCAAAAAAAAAAAAAAUCAUAAGUGAAAAGACAAAGGUGUGUAUGUAUUUAUAUAGAUGUUCCCUUUUUGUCUUUUUGAAAUGAAUUUGAAUUUGAUUAUUCCGACGGGGAAGAGAUGUGGAAAUACCAGUGUAUGGGCAUUACCAGAAAAAAUGAAGAAUUCGAAAAAAAUUUCCGACUGUGGCGUGGACAUUGACAACCAUAUGAUAUGGUCAUCUGUAACUACAUGCUAUUGAUAUCGACAAGAAGGGAAAGAUGUUAAGCAAAUAUUAUGACUCAUCGACAAAGCCUACAGGUAACCAGCUAUCGGCCGAGUGUUGGACCCAAAAAGGAGAAUACAUUGAUCAAGUAUGUCAAAUGGAGGCGCCAAUGCAGAGUGACGGUUGAGCGUCCUAGUGACCUUGAGAUAUGUAACUUCUUGUGGACAAUAAUCGUCAAUGAACAAAUAGCAAAAUGUGCACUUGUAAUUGCAUUUAGAGUGAUAACUGCUUGUUGUAAUAAUGGUUAGUAGGCCAUAAAUACCCAUAGUAUUCGUUGUAAAGAGAAUUGAUCUCCUAGAUGCAAAUUCCCAAUGUCUUUUUAUCAAUGUAUUAGUAUGUCUUCUCA